Poecile atricapillus (Black-capped chickadee) is the source of this 4107-nucleotide messenger RNA. RefSeq names its product centrosomal protein 63 (gene CEP63). Gene Ontology annotation, biological process: centriole replication; de novo centriole assembly involved in multi-ciliated epithelial cell differentiation. The transcript has 15 exons. The coding region runs from base 1605 to 3731 and encodes 708 amino acids. NCBI's taxonomy places the organism in Eukaryota, Metazoa, Chordata, Aves, Passeriformes, Paridae. The record is from RefSeq and is a predicted model, not a curated record. Gene Ontology annotation, cellular component: centriole.
UAGCAUAAAACUGGCUAGAUGUGUCUGAUUUUAAGGCUUUUCCCCAAAAUCUGGAUAUGCCAGCAAAGUAAGCAAAGCUGGCAGGCUGUGAGAGUGGUAAGGCAGAGGCACAGAGAAGCCAUGGCUGUCCUUUCCAUGGACGUGUCCAAGACCAGGUUGGACAGGGCUUGGAGCAACCUGGGAUAGUGAAAGGUGCCCCUGCCCAUGGCAGGGGGUGGAAUGAGAUGGCUUUAAGAUCCCUUCCAACCCAAACUGUUCUGGAAUUCUCUACUGUCUGUCUCCUCAUCUCUCUGCCCACUGAAAAUUGAUUCUGUGUAGGUGUGAUUAGAAUGAAAGAGGAGAGCUGCUACUGUCUAAUGUCUGCUGUUGCCACCUGGAGAACUCUUGGAAUGCUGUCAGCAGCUCAGGGGAUCUGCUCAUCUGCUCUCCUCAGCAUCCUGCCCUCAGCAGAACCACAAAGUUGUUCUGCAUACUGAUUGAGCUUUGUUAAGCACAAACAGGACCAAAGACAGACAAAACACUGUCAGAAUAGGGAUAGGAUUUUUUCUUUGCUUGUGGUUUAAAACACAGCUCUCAAGGACAGGUUUUAAUCCCUGAGUUGUGUUUUAAAGUGCUGUAGGAGCACAAUAGAAGAUUCUUUGGGAAAGAGAGCAAAGCUGAGCCUGCAUUUGUGAAAGUCUCCCUUGCAGUGACUGGCUCCCCUUUUGCUGAUUGCUUAAUAAUGCCAUAUUAAUCUUGGAGGAAAUAUGUUGGAAGGAUCCAUCUUCAGUACUUGGAAAGUGUGUAUAUUUUGGAAGCAUAAGUUUGUGUUAAUAGCUCUGGAUGAAUUUAACCAUUUUUGUGUUAGAUGCAGUUUCAUGAAGGAGACAUUGAAAUAAAUUUUGGCUUCCUGGCUGUGGUUUCAUGGCAACUUUUUAUUCCCCAUUUUUAGCUUUAGUGUAAACCCUUCUUGCUUUCACCAAGAUGUGAAAUUUCUUUGGGUAUGCACAUGUUUGUGACAUAAAAGGUGUAAUUUUUACCUGAAGCAAUGUACUGCUCCUGUAAAGCCAUUCAACUUAUUUUCAUAAUUUAAGGCAUAAUUUAAGAGGAAUUUUUAAGGAGUUUGUGUUUUCUUGAAAUUCCCACAACCAUAUAAAUAUCCAGUGUGUUCUGAGUGUGGUGGUAAACUGCAUGGUCUCUUUAACAUAGUCUGUAAUAGAGGCUUGGAAAAUACUUAAUUUAUGGAUGAGUUCAUACUGCUACUUGCUUGUGUUUUCUCUCUGAAGUGACAAACUUCCCUGUCAGGGGUGGAUCUCGGGCUGGCCCCUUUCAAGCCUCAAUGUUCCUGUUCCUCCACAGGCUGGUGCUCUCAGAUCUACCAGUCCCUUUGUGUUGAGUUCACACAAGUGCAGAUUCUUGUUGCUCCUCUCUGAAUUUAUUAGAUCACAUGACUAUAUCACUGCAAUUUGGUAGUGCUGGAUGAUAGCAUUGGGUACAUUUUUCUGGGAAAAAUCUGCUUUCCUCUAUUUGGCUUUUGUAUGGAGAAGCAGCCUGGUUUGUGCAUUGCCAUGGGUGACCAGUGCUUUCCUGUACUUCCCUAGUACUGAAGCCACCAGGAUUCAGUGAUGGAGGCUUUGCUGGAAGGAAUGCAAAGAAAUGGGCAGGGGAGUGGUGGGUUCUUGACCUCCUGUGAGGCUGAGCUGCAGGAGCUGAUGAAGCAGAUUGACAUCAUGGUGGCUCACAAGAAAUCCGAAUGGGAAGGGCAGACACAGGCUUUGGAAGCUUGUCUGCAUGCUCGGGAGCAGGAACUUUCCUCUGCCAAGGCAGCUUUGCAGGAAAAACAAAAGGAGAUUGUCAUGUUGCGUUGCCAGGUCGAAGAUGUGGAAAAAUCCAAGCAGGACAUGGUUAGAGAGUAUGAACAACAGCUGAAGAAAUUCCAGGAGGAGUUGUCCUGGCUGAGGAGGAGCUAUGAGAAGCUGCAGAAGAAAAAAAGCAGAGGAGAAGCUAACAAGGGACAAGAGGAGGACAAGUUUGAAUUGAGCCGACUGACCAGGAAGCUGGAGGAGUUCCGUCAAAAAUCACUUGACUGGGAGAAGCAGCGCCUGCAGUACCAGCAGCAGGUGGCAUCGCUGGAGGCACAGCGCAAGGCUCUGGCAGAGCACUCCGAGCUCGUGCAGAACCAGCUGGCCAAUCGGAAGCAGAUCCUGGACUCGGUGGAGCUGGCGAGCCGCUCAGAAAUCCAGCACUUGACCAGCAGGCUGGAGAGGGCCAACGACACCAUCUGUGCCAAUGAGAUGGAGGUGGAGAGGCUCAGCAUGAGGGUGGAUGACCUGAGUGAGGACAAUCGCCUGAUUCUGGAGGAUCAGCAGAGAGUUCAAGAAGAACUAAGGCAGUCAAAGAAAAUGUUAGAGGUGCUGCAGGAUGAGAAGAUGGAACUGAGAGCCACCUUGCAGUCCCAAGAAGAUUUUAUUGACAGCUCCAAGCUGCACCAGGAACAGUUACAGAAAGAACUGGCUAAGAUGACUGAAACGCUUCACACAAAAGAAUUCCUCAUCAGGGCCUUGGAGGAGCGCUUGCAGGGGAAGCCACUGUCCUCUGCAGGGCUGGAGCUGGAGCAGGUGCUGCUGCAGCUGGAUGUUGCCCAGAAGAAGGAACAACACUUGCAGACAGAGGUGACUCGUCUUGAGAACAGCCUGGUGUCUUCAAAUGCCAGGUGUGUGCAGCUGAGCGAGGAGCUGGGUGAGAAUAUCAAAGAGCUGCAGUCCCUGGAAGAAGACCAGACUGAGUCAAGGGCAGAGAUUAAAAAGCUGAAGGACCAGCUCUCUCAGGCUGAACAAAUGCACAGCAGUGAGCUAGAAGGGAUGAAAAGGGAGAUCUCCAGGCUGACACAGGAGCUGCACCAGCGGGACAUCACCAUUGCAUCAGCGAGCGGCUCCACCUCAGACCUGGAGCAGCAGCUCAGAGCUGAGAUUGAAAGAGCAGAGAGGAAAGCAGUGGAGCACAGGGUAAUUCUGGUCCAGCUGGAAACCUUGAGGCUGGAAAACCGUCAUCUCUCAGAAAUUCUGGAAAAAACAGAGUGUGGUAAGCUGAAGGGGCGCGAUGGCACCCUGAGAGCACUCAGGGAGGACUAUGCUGUUGAGCUCCAGAAAUUAAUAUCUGAGAACCAGCAGUUGCGGAAGGACCUCGCAGAGACCAGGGCGAAACUGGAGGUCACUGCACAGAUGUGCCCAGAUGAACCCGAGGGCACAGCUCAGCAGGGGCAAGGCAAAGAGCCCAGGGAUGUACAGCACAGGACAGCUCAGGAAACACAGCACGAGCACGAUGAACACACAGCAAGGACACAUCUCCAGCCUGACAGGACUGCUCAGCAUCAUAACAGGGACUCCCAGAGGUGUGGGGCUGCUGGAACAGGAGCUGUGAGCCCCGAGAUGGGUGAGCCACCCUCCCAGAGCAGCAGCAGCAAGAACUGCAAGGAGUCACGUGCCCGGCUGGGAGCAGAGUCUGUGCUCCAUGUGGUGGAUGAAAACAAAGAUUUUGCAGAUGAAGCAUCUAAGCAGCCUGCCUCAAAUCAUCACAGAGAAUCUGUGUUUUUGUGCCCCUUGCCUACAGCUUCUGUCGGAUCCAUUGCUGCACGAUACCUGGAAGAUGAAGAAGUGAGAUCCCAGCACAUCCUGGAGUGCCUAAAUGCUCACAUUGAGGAACUGAAAAAAGAGAGUGCAAAGAUAGUGAGACGAUUUGAGCACCAGGAAUAACGUUUCUUGUGGAAUUGGAAUGCCGGUUUCCUUACGUGGUUCCACACCGUGACUGGGAAGGUGCCUGGAUCCAGUUGGGAUUGGAGCUCGAGUGAGAGGCCACGUGUUCCACUUGGAGCUGAAUCAGCAGGGUGAGAGUUGAGGAAAAGGAACUCCUGUCUAUCUGCUUGCUCUGAUGAGGGGUGUUAGACCACAAACAUUUUAGUCAGCUUGCCAUAGGUCAGAGACCUGCAUCAGAGCUAUGUGCUCACUCACAAAGAUUAUGGUGUUUUUUAAAAGCAAACUGUUUUCUAGGUUUUAUGUGAAGUAUUUAAAGUAUAUUUUGUACUUGUAAAAACACUGAAAUAAAUCAGAGUGGCAAACGCCUCUUUUCUUA